AUGUACGACGGAGACCCAGAUUCUCUUAUCUCGUCAAUACGAAUGCACAUCUACGGUCCACCUGGUAUACGAUCCUUUGUUCGGUUCAAUCUCAGUAUCACCGAAACCAAUCUCGUUGGAAAAUAUGCCGUCCACGAGCUCUUGAAAAAGGAUGAGCAACCUUCUGUAUCAUGCUCUGAGGACCUGCUCCACGACAAUGAAGCUCCGGGAAUGGACAUCGUAGCCGAUGAAGAUGGGCUAUGGAAGGAGUUUCUUAACGACGGCGACUGGUCCGUUGACGCCGGGCAGAUUGUUCAUCGAAAAAAGUCAUUCUCCAGUGCCAAAUCGGACGUAUACCUCCCACAUCUCGACCGAAAUGCAGAAGCCUUGCGUGAACAGAACAUCCGCCACCCAUACUCGCUCAUCAAAACCAUCGUAAAUGACCGAAAGUCGGUAACACUUCCAGAUGGCACAGUUCUAGAGCCACCAACUCUUGAUAUACCAGGCAGAAAGGUGGUCGUCCUUGGCGACACUUGCGAACCUAGCGAAGUGAUCCCCAUAGCCAUGGACGCCAGUAUUCUCGUGCACGAGUCUACCAAUGCAUACAUCUCCAAGGAGAUAGCCAAGAACAUUAGAGGACUGGGUUCGAGCGGAACCCCGGAGAGCGUGCGCUACAAGGCAAUAGGAAGGGGACACUCGACCGCCGAGAUGGCCGGAGAAUUUGCAAAGAAGAUCAAGGCGAGGAGACUCGUGCUCAAUCACUUUACUCCGUCCAAGGGGAAAGUCGUAAAUCCCCAAAGACUUACCGGUAUGGCACGUGCGAAAUACGACGCCAGUUUGGUCAUGGAAGAGUUGGAGAGGCAGGCCAGUGAGGCUUGGGGAAUGGGUCAAGCAGUCGCGGCAACCGAUUUGAUGACCAUACAAGUUGCCUCCCAUGAA
Molecule: messenger RNA, 918 nt
Organism: Acaulospora colombiana
Lineage: Eukaryota; Fungi; Glomeromycota; Glomeromycetes; Diversisporales; Acaulosporaceae
Source: the annotation of a GenBank genome assembly